This is a messenger RNA of Suillus subaureus, 558 nucleotides long. RefSeq lists its product as uncharacterized. The transcript has a single exon. Lineage: Eukaryota; Fungi; Basidiomycota; Agaricomycetes; Boletales; Suillaceae. Bases 1 to 558 code for a protein of 185 amino acids. The record is from RefSeq and is a predicted model, not a curated record.
AUGACGAAACUUCCAACUCUCACUGCAUAUCUUAAUGCUAUGCAGAAACUGCUGGCAUUUAUCUUGCAGAUCCCACCUAUAGACCCUUCCACUUACUUACGAACCGUCUUCCUCCUUCGCCUCACUGGCGACAUCAUGACUUCUGUGCCAGGAUAUCCUCCACAGAUGAAGGAGCUUCAAACGCUUUUGGAUUUCCUGGAUGACCUUGACCAAGCAUGGUCAGCAGUGUUGAAGAACCAAGUAUGGGAUCCAGCUGCAGGAGAGGGUGUCGACCUCAUUGUACGUGUGGACGAAAUUAAACCCGGAGAUCCACCAAUACGGUCCUCGCCUGUAAGUCAAACAGAACGAACGAGGUUACGCAGUCUUCUCGUUACAGGUACUGCUGAACUGGAGGAGUGGAUGACAGGGUUGAACACAAGUGGAGAGGACUAUCAGAUUGCAUUACAGAAUGCAGGUCUUCUCCAGGGCUUCGACGACCUUUUCUCGGUGACUUUGUCGGAGAUGGGUACUUAUGACGGUUCUGUAAAUGAUCCUGUAGGCAUGGAGGGAAUAUGCUGA